Messenger RNA from Zingiber officinale, 2045 nucleotides. RefSeq lists its product as uncharacterized. Gene Ontology annotation, biological process: carbohydrate metabolic process. Gene Ontology annotation, molecular function: hydrolase activity, hydrolyzing O-glycosyl compounds. NCBI's taxonomy places the organism in Eukaryota, Viridiplantae, Streptophyta, Magnoliopsida, Zingiberales, Zingiberaceae. The transcript has 3 exons. The coding region runs from base 460 to 1860 and encodes 466 amino acids. The record is from RefSeq and is a predicted model, not a curated record.
CAGUGAAAGAUGGAAGGCCAGCUUAUUUUACUGCAGUGAAAGAAAUCACCGGGGAGGCAUAGAUCUAAAGGCCGAUCGCUUUAGUUCUCAAUCUAAUCGUCGUCACCCACCUCGUCUCUCCCACACGCCAUAAGGUGCAAGCAACGAGGGUUUGAAGCCACGGUGCCGUGUGGGCAUCCGAAGGCGCUCUUUCUGUUGCAGAUCGAUUAGAAGAGAUAAGAGGAAAUUGGGGAGAUAUAGGUUGCUGCGAGGCGGUGUUUGUAUGACCAUGCCGGACGCUUCGAGAUCAGCCGUCAUGCUCGGGAUCUUCUCAGAGACUUUGUUUUGAUUAAAUCUUGGAUAGGAAGUGUCAGCAAAAUGUAGGACUACUAUGAUGUAAAUUUGAUUGGUUGUCCUCUGGAUCUGUAUAGGUUUAGUAUCUAGCACUGCAGCAUUGUGUUGGAGGUAGAUAAAAGAAGAAUGAGAAUCAGAAACAAACACCGGAAAUCAUCUGCUUUCCAUUGCAAUACAGGAAGCAAAUGUCUGCAUUUAGCUAUUUGGAGCUUGACAGGAUUUGUUCUUAUUGUAUAUUUCUAUGCCUAUAUACACCAAAAUGACAAACAGGACCUUGUGUAUUCAAAUCAUCUUGUUGACACUAGAAAAUUGGAAGAAGUGGAAGAAGAGGCAGAAUAUCAUUUUACUCCUGCAAAAGACCGGCGAUCUCCUCGUGCUAUCAGGAGAAAAGGACCCAGAAAACCGACUUCAAUAAUUCAGGAAUUCCUUGAUGAUUCUUCUCAAGUGCAUGCCUUUUUCUUCCCUAACAAAAAGACUGCAAUAAUUCCAAUAAAGGAAGGGAACGAUAGCAUGCAUUUCUAUCCGGGACAACUGUGGCUUGAUACAGAUGGCAAUCCAAUUCAAGCCCAUGGUGGAGGAAUUCUAUAUGAUGAUAAUACAGAGACAUAUUACUGGUACGGAGAGAACAAAGAUGGCCCGACUUAUCAUGCUCAUGAGAGCUCAGCUGCACGGGUAGAUAUUAUUGGAGUCAACUGCUAUUCCUCCAAAGACUUGUGGACAUGGACCAACGAGGGGAUUGUUCUACCAGGAGAGGAAACUAAUGUGUCCCAUGAUCUCCACAAGUCCAAUGUCCUCGAGCGCCCUAAAGUGAUCUACAAUGAUAAAACUGAUAAGUAUGUCAUGUGGAUGCAUAUUGACGAUGCCAAUUACACUAAAGCCUCAGUUGGGGUGGCUGUCAGUGACUCUGCUACUGGACCAUUUACAUUUCUGUAUAGCAUGCAUCCGCAAGGCUGUGAAAGUAGGGAUAUGACAAUCUUCAAGGAUGACAAUGGAGAGGCUUACAUUAUCUAUUCUUCCAACGACAACAGUGAGCUCCAUGUUGGUCCAUUAACAGAUGACUACCUGAAUGUGUCUGGAUUCAUGAAGCGAAUUUUGGUUGGACGGCAUCGAGAGGCUCCUGCAUUGUUCAAGCACCAAGGGAUCUACUAUAUGAUCACUUCCGGUUGUACGGGUUGGGCUCCAAAUGAGGCACUAGCACACGCAGCUGAGUCAAUCAUGGGUCCCUGGGAGACCAUGGGAAAUCCUUGCACCGGGGGAAACAGAAUCCUAAGGUCGACAACAUUUUUUGCGCAAAGCACCUUUGUUGUACCAUUGCAAGGUUUGUCCGGUAUAUUCAUUUUUAUGGCAGAUCGAUGGAACCCUUCUGAGCUUAGAGAUUCAAGGUAUGUAUGGCUGCCUUUAACCAUUGGAGGAUUGCCGGAUGAACCACUAGAUUACAGUUUUGGAUUUCCCCAUUGGCCGAGGGUGUCAAUAUAUUGGCACCAAAGAUGGCGAUUGCCGGAAGGUUGGAGAGCUGAGGAAAGAUGAUUCGAUCCUUAAAUACUUCAUUCAUCGGUAUUGCUAGUGUGUACAGAAGUGUAUCUUAACUAUAAGUACAUUUUUUUUACAUUUAUUUUGAUCAAGGAGAGUGUACUUUACUUUUGUAGCUCGAUCAAAGAUUGAAAGCUCAUCGUAAUGCUGCUGAAAUAUUGUUACACAUUCAUAUAUGUUUA